Cucumis sativus (cucumber) is the source of this 1209-nucleotide messenger RNA. Its product is annotated as adenylyl-sulfate kinase 3. The coding region runs from base 336 to 959 and encodes 207 amino acids. The record is from RefSeq and is a predicted model, not a curated record. The transcript has 7 exons. NCBI's taxonomy places the organism in Eukaryota, Viridiplantae, Streptophyta, Magnoliopsida, Cucurbitales, Cucurbitaceae. Gene Ontology annotation, biological process: sulfate assimilation. Gene Ontology annotation, molecular function: ATP binding; adenylylsulfate kinase activity.
GGAAAUGUGGUUUCAUUUCAAGAACAGAACAGAACAGAAGAAGAAGAGAGAGAGAGAGAGAGAGAGAAUCGAAUAUGGGAUGCGAUGCUUUUCCACGCGCGAAACCGAUGGAAUGGAAUUGGAAAACUGACGAUUCUGAGUGAAUUUAGUGCGCAACAGUCGCUAAACGCUACCCUUGUCCAGAUUCAUUCAUUUCUUCUUCUUCGUCUUCUCAAUUGCCCCCUCUAUCAAUCUUCUCUCUUCUGAGUGUUCUUUCUUUUUUCUCUUCUGGGUGUUGCUUUUCUCAUCUGGGAAUUGUAUUUUCUUAUUCGGAUACAGAAGAUCAAUACACUCAAAUGUCUGCUGUGGGAAAUGGAAACAAUAUUUUCUGGCACAAUUGUCCUGUCGGAAAGCCUGAAAGGGAGAAGCUUCUAAACCAAAAAGGCUGUGUUGUAUGGAUCACAGGCCUCAGUGGGUCAGGGAAAAGCACUGUAGCUUGCUCAUUGAGUAGAGAGCUUUAUGCGCUAGGGAAAAUUUCUUAUGUCCUAGAUGGAGACAAUCUUCGGCAUGGAUUAAACAAGGAUCUUGGUUUUAAAGCUGAAGAUCGUGCUGAAAAUAUCCGCAGAGUUGGGGAAGUAGCCAAACUUUUUGCUGAUGCUGGUUUAAUAUGCAUUGCUAGUUUGAUAUCUCCAUAUAGAAGAGAUCGGGAUUUCUGUCGUGAAUUAUUGCCCGAGGCAAACUUUAUUGAGGUCUUCAUGAACAUGCCUCUAGAAUUAUGUGAGGCAAGAGAUGCAAAGGGCCUUUACAAACUUGCCCGAGACGGGAAGAUCAAAGGUUUUACAGGGAUCGACGACCCCUACGAACCGCCUCUGAACUGCGAGAUUGAACUAAGGCAGAAUGAUGGAGUUUGCCCAACCCCAUGUGAUAUGGCAAAGCAGAUAGUGACUUUCUUGGAGGAGAAAGGAUUUCUUCAAGCUUAGUGACAACCUCUGCUUGCAGAAUAUCUCAAACCGUUCCCUCAACCACCCCAUUGGCUUCAUCAAACAAUUCGAUCUCUGAUGGCAAAUGUUUUAAAGAAUAGACUGAUAGGUAAUCAGUACAUAAUAUACGAUGAGGUUCCUAGAACAAGGAAUACAAAAAUGUAAUUUUUAGAUUUUUUAAAAAAAUGUAAAUCUGGUAUCUCUGCAAAGAAGUAUUAUAAUAGAGAGAGAGAAUCUUGAUUUUGUGAAA